Messenger RNA from Budorcas taxicolor (takin), 1068 nucleotides. RefSeq names its product FMR1 neighbor (gene FMR1NB). The record is from RefSeq and is a predicted model, not a curated record. The transcript has 7 exons. The coding region runs from base 1 to 1068 and encodes 355 amino acids. NCBI's taxonomy places the organism in Eukaryota, Metazoa, Chordata, Mammalia, Artiodactyla, Bovidae.
AUGCCUGCUGAUAGGAAGUCGACCCGGGGGAGGAUUCGGUCGAGGACCCGGGCAAAGUUCCGAAUAUUGCGGCGGGAGCAGUCCAAGAAGGUCAAUUUGGGAGGGGAGAGCAGUGCGGAGAACCCAGCGACGGAGGCACACCCUAGGGGUAGCAUGGCGUCCGCGCAGCAGUCUAGGGGGCAGGCCUCUGUGCAUGGCGUCCGGGGUGAGACACGCCGAUCUACAGUAAAGGUGUGGGUCAGCCAGCGCUUCGGGCUGUUCCUGCUAGGUUUCUGGUUCCUCCUGCUGCUGUGCUUCUACAGGCGUGCUGGGUUUACGGAUUCUGCAUCUGCAAAUAACUAUAUUCUGUGGAGCAGUGAAAAUGCUGAUGGACAAUCUCUGAAUGAAACUUCUGCCUUGAGAUCUCUGAUAAGAUUUUUCUUUCCAACAACAUGCGUUCCAGUGGAGGGUCAGGUGCUAAAGCCUUGCAAGCAGGGGCAAGAUCUUAACAAGGAUGAAUGUUUGAAAUACAAAUGCUGUUAUUCUUCACUCAAGACCACUACGGUUAGCUGUUUUGCCCCGCUGAGAGACAAGCCUACGCAGAUGUUCCGGAUGUUUGGGUUUGGUGUGAUAAGCAUGAUAUUCCUGGGAUGUCUGCCCAUUUAUUGCUGCUCUUUUUGCUGGAGGAGCAAAUGGGCUGGUCUUUUACGAAGAAGAUUGAACAGAGUUUUAAAGCGUUUGAAGAAACACAGAAAGAAACACAGAAAGAGGGAUACUGAAAUGUUGGAAACAGCAGUGGAUGAGGAAGGAUAUGGUGACGUAAAGGACCAGGAGACUAUAGGUCCGAGCAGCUCAGGCAACCAGGUGCUUGGCGAGCGCACUCUCCCUAAGUGGGAGCUGUGUCUUAUUGCCUCCCCGGUCGGUCCCAGCCCCUUGGUUUCCCGGGUGGCAGCGAAAGCGCCUGUCUCAGACUUAAAGCUAUUCUGUGAAUGUAGGAAAUGGUUCCAGAAUGCCAGUGGUAUGCUGGAGCCAGCUUGUACCUUCCAGCAAGAACUAGCUGUGUGCAUCUCUUCCCAGUUCUGCCUUUAG